GUCAAGCUAUUGUUUUGUAUAGUUUACAAUUUGUGAAAACCUAGUUACUGCAAAUAUUUCUUGAGUGGUUUAGUUAAAUUAAUAAUAAAAAUGAGUCAGAACGUGUCUGUGUAUGUUCGUGUGAGGCCCUUAUCGAAAAAAGAAAUAGACCUCAAUUCAAAAAGUAUAGUCACUUGUACUCCAACUUCUGUUUCCAUUAAAGACAAGCAAUUCUUUUUUGACAAAGUAUUUGGACCAGAAUCUACUCAACAGGACAUUUUUUCCGUAAUAGAACCCCUAGUUCAGGAUAUACUAAAUGGAUACAAGUGCACAAUAUUUGCAUACGGCCAAACUGGAAGUGGUAAAACCUACACAAUGAGCGGCCCAGAUAAUUCGGAUGCUUGGAAUAGUGAAUCUGAUGCUGGUUUGGUUAAACGAGUAGCUAACUGUUUAUUUGAUAAAAUUUUAUGCGAAUAUGAAUAUUCAGUUACGGCUUCAUAUUUGGAACUGUACAACGAAGAAAUCAGGGACCUUUUAAGUGACGAUUACACAAAGGAUUAUUUGCCCAUGUACUCAGACCCUCAAAGGAAAGGUUCAGUAUGUAUAGUUGGUUUAAAAGAAUUGCCUAUUUUAAAUAGAUAUGACAUAGAACAAUUAUUUAAAAAAGGCAACAAAAACAGACAAGUCGCUUACACCAACCUAAAUUCCAAUAGUUCAAGAUCUCAUACUGUCUUUUCAAUAACUGUCCACAACAAAAAACCUAGUGAAACAGGGGAGGAUUUAAUCAAAAUGGGCAAAAUUAAUUUAGUUGACUUGGCUGGCAGUGAAAGUAUGAAUCGUGCCGAAACACAUGGUCGCAGUGUCGAAGUAGGGAAUAUAAAUAAAUCUUUGUUAACGUUAGGUAGAGUAAUUCAGGCAUUAUCUGAAAAGAAAAAUAACUAUAUACCAUACAGGGACUCAAAAUUGACUAGAAUAUUACAGGACAGUUUGGGCGGUACAACCAAAACAUCAAUAAUUUCAACUAUAUCGCCGGCAGCUUGCAAUUGCGAAGAGUCUUUAAGUACUUUAUAUUACGCAAAUAAAGCUCGGGAUAUUACGAAUUGUCCAGAAGUCAAUGAAACUGUAACCAAGAAAAAAGUCAUUCAGAUACUUAAGGAACAAAUUGAGUCAUAUAAACGUGAUAUUCUUUCUAUCAAAAGAGAAAAGGGAAUUUUAAUUGAUGUUGCUACAUACAGUGCACUUAUUGAUAACAUUAAAGAAUAUAGAGACCAAACCGUUAGCAAAAAGGAAUGUAUCAAUUAUUUGAAUGAACGCAUUCGACAGACAAAAAUACUUAUAGAAGAAAAAAGCAGACAGUGGGAUGACUUACAUACUGCUUUUGAAGAGCAAAAUAAAAAGGUUGAAGACAUUGCAAGGGAAAGAAUGCAGAAACUUAAAAUUUUGAAACAAGAAAUGCUGAUAUCUCAAACAUUAUUAGAGUCUAAAGAUCAGCUUAGUCGGAUCAAGACUACUUUAAGAGACAACACAGAAACUUUAUUUAAUAAUCAACAAUUGUUUUUACAUAAACUUAAGAAGUAUAGAGGUGUUUAUAAUACACAAGAACAAGUAGCAAACACUACACGUGACUACCUUGACAAGGUACUAGCAAUACAACAAAAGACAUCCAAGUCAUACUUAAAUAGUUCAAAGCAAAAUCUAGAAGAGCUGCACAGUGUAUCCAAAGAAAUUGUGGACCCAUUAAAUAACACAGCAAAAAAUUACACAAACUCUGUUUAUAAAUAUAAACAUGCCCUAAAGGAAAAAAGGGGAAUCCUUGGAGAACUACUAAAUAUUGAUUCUAUGGUGGAGUGUACAAGAGAUAAAACGAAGACGUUAUCUCAAGUGCAAAGAAAAACUGGGAAAGAAAAUUCAACAUUACAGUCAAAUUGUAUAAACAUUAAAAGAGAUUUAGAAGAAAAUGUAAAUAAAGUAAGCAACAACAGAUAUUCACAGGUUGAAGCAAUAUCACAAAAAUGUGGGAUGGUUAGUAGCUCAAUGAAAGAUGUUUUAAAAGAGGAAAGAAGAAAACUUGAAAUAUAUAUCAGGGAAUUAGGAAAGUUUGAAGAUAAAAUUAGUAUGCAUGACGAAGCUGUUGACAACCAAAACAAACUAGUAAAAAAAGAUAUCAACUUGUAUAAUGAUAAAGUAUUGAAAUUAUUUGGAUGUGUUGUUGAUCAGAUUUCAAAUGAAGUAGCUGAAAUUUUUAAUCCGAUUUUAGAUUAUCAAAAUAUACAACGUAAUCAUCUGGAAGAUGUGGUAAGUCAAUUAACAUGUCAUGGUCAGACUUUUUCAGAGAAUAUAACACAUCAGUCAAGUUCUCUGUGUGAAGAAGCUGCUAGAUUAAACAAAAGAGUACAAGAUGACAAAGAUAAUGAAGAAUAUAUUGUGAAUGUACAUGCAGAAACUCAAGAAAAGUUGAGACUCUUUAGUAGUAGAAUUAGUGAUUUAACAAAUCAUUAUUCUUCAUGUAUGAAAGAACUACAGACCUAUGAAAUAUUAUGUGAUUCUCAGAAAAAAACUUUAAUGCAUCAAGUGCAAGAAAGACUAAAGAAUAUGGAAGUGUUGAAAUCUGAAGGGGAUACCCCAGAAAAAAGGCAAAUUCGAGUGUAGUUUUAUAUUUAUAUAUACACAUAUAUAGUUUAAAUUAAAGAAAUUUAUUAUUAAAAUUUAUAUACAUGUACAUCAUAAAAUCUACAAUUAAGAAAUCUGUAAAAAUACAUUUAUAUUUUAUUUUUUAUUCCUAAAUUGUAAUUACUUGAAGAUUUUUAUUUGAAUUUUGUAGUAAUAAAUGCAAUUGUAUAUAUACAUAUUAUUUUUUAAAAAUUUGUUACCAAAA
Aethina tumida (small hive beetle) is the source of this 2854-nucleotide messenger RNA. RefSeq names its product kinesin-like protein Klp61F. Gene Ontology annotation, molecular function: microtubule binding; ATP binding; plus-end-directed microtubule motor activity. Gene Ontology annotation, biological process: microtubule-based movement. The record is from RefSeq and is a predicted model, not a curated record. Lineage: Eukaryota; Metazoa; Arthropoda; Insecta; Coleoptera; Nitidulidae. The transcript has 7 exons. The coding region runs from base 91 to 2628 and encodes 845 amino acids.